Molecule: messenger RNA, 1005 nt
Organism: Anopheles bellator
Lineage: Eukaryota; Metazoa; Arthropoda; Insecta; Diptera; Culicidae
Exons: 5
Coding region: 1-1005 (334 amino acids)
Source: RefSeq, a predicted model, not a curated record
AUGGAGGCGUUCGAAAAGCUACGGGUAGUACUCGGGCGUCACUAUUUCAGUGCGUGGUACUUGAAUAAUCAGCAAAAGUACAACAUCGAUCUGCUGCCUCGCGAGGAUCGAUUUAGGCGACUGUUCAUGGUACUUCAGCUGUUGGUAAAGAUUUUGGAAAUGGACCUAGCUAUGUGGAUUUUGCCCAACCCAUUGAAAGCACGCCAAAAAUUCUGCCACGCGUCACACUGUCCGUUGGUAGCGCAGCUGGUCUGGAACGGGAACACGGGCAGUGUCAACCUGUUUGUUCGAAAGCUUUUCCAAAUGUUCGUUAACAUAACCGCAUUGGAGUAUCCUGAUGAAGACAUUGUUGUCCUAGCGCGUUUGUUGAACCUCGUGAUGGUGGCGGUUAACGUGAGUGAGUUUCAACACAACGACGGUAUGAUUCAGUAUCCUUGCUUGAAGAAAAACAGUAACUACUUCGCAAAGCAGCUGUGGAGCACGAUAGAAUCGUCUGCGUACUACAGCGUGCGUCUCUGUCUCAACACGAUCCGCCUCGUUCGUGCACCGUUCCUGAAACUAUCCAGUGAAAUCAGUAGCCAGCAGUACGUUGACCUGCUGUACAGUGGGUUCCGGGCAUACUGCGAUAUGUAUCAGAUUGCGAGUUACUUCCUGGAGCUAACGGUGAAACCGUACCAACAUUCCGAAAGCUACGAGCCACCAUCACCGAGCAAAGCAGCAUCUUCACAUUCGACAGGCGGUUCGUCUCGAACUCAGAUUGAAUGCGUUCCCGGUGACACGCGCAUCGUGACACGGCAGAAUAUCAACGAAAAAAUUAUAUUUCAUGAGGUGGAAGUAAACGAGGAACUGCUGCUGGCAUACCGAGAGGACAUCAAACACACUCUGUUGAUCGUGCAGCAACUCAAGAAAUUGAAAACAGCAAAAGAAAGAAGGCUUUUUCACAAUUGGAUCAACUACCUGUCGAGAGUGGAUGCCUCGCUUUAUGAUGUGGAUCCCAGUGAGUGA